AUAAAUAAAAUAUUCAUAAAUAGAAAAAAAUUGAAAUAUGAAACUUUUUGUAAAUUAAUAAUUCUAUAAAUUAAUAAAAUACCAUAGUCCCAACAUUAUUAAUUUAUAGAGUUUUAUUGUACAUUCGUUUCUUACAAAGCACUAUAUUUGCCAUUCUAAUUUGUUAACUUCAAGCAUGCUAAUCUUAUGUGUCUCAUUCAAAUUUCUUAAAAUGUAAAAGUGGUCUUUUAAUUACGACUAUUCACAUAUAGUUAAGAUGUAUCACUAAUUGGCCUUUUGCACACCAGUAGAGAAAUGCAUGUGCGUGAAAAAUAAGAUUAGGCUACCUAAUACUUCAAUUAAAGUACUUCAUAGACUACAUCAUCUAUUGGUUUAAUUAAUCUAACAAAAUACUAAGCAAUUCUCCCAUUUUUGUCAGUAAUCGAUGUAUGGAGCUGGUGCUUAUCCUAACACAAAAAGGCACAAAAAGCACAAUUCAAAGGGUUAAAUAUAUUGAUUUGUAACGUAUGAUGUACAUUAAAAAAGGUGACACUAAAACUAUCGCAAUCUAAGUUGAAGUAUAUUAGUGUUUUCUUACGAGCCUUCUUUUCAUGAGAAGAAAUAUUUCCUUCCUUUUUGUAGUAACGUUUGAAUAUUUUCUUACUAUUGUUACCAUACCGUGAAUAGUGGACUAUAAACGUUUUAAAACGGUAAUCAGUUUUUGAACUUUAAAUUUAACUAGAUUUUGAUCCGCGCAACCGCGCAGGGUUGAGGAAAUUGCUUAUUUCUGUUUUGUAUGGUGAAACAAUCAAAUUGAUAUGUUAGAAAAUUAACUUGUGAUUUGAUAAUUCUAUACAAAGCAGAAGAUUUUCUAGUCUUUAUGUUUAUAGAACAUAUUCACUUUGUUUUUAAUAUAUGACGUUUUGGAAAAUCUUUUUUCAUUUUAAAUUAGAUGAUAUUUUCAAUUUUCAGUGCAAGUUUAUUCAUUUUUUCUUUUAUAUAACCUUUUAUAUUAUCCAUUUAGCGUUUUAUUGGUUGAAUUAUGAUUAGGUAAAUAGUUAAUGAUGUUUUUGAUUAGAUAAAAUAUAAAAUUAAUUUUUUUUCUUUAGUUUGUGUGAAUAAAUCUAAAUUUUAAAGUAAGAAAAAAGGAAACAGUGUCAUUUAGUUGAUUAUAUAUAUUAGUACAUCAAUAUUUUAUUUGUUUCAAGGACAAAAAUAUGCUAUAUUUUUCUCUAUUAUAUAACUAAAAUUUAUUUUAUAUGUCAAAUUAUUUUUCUUUAACGUUUGAACGGCAUUUUAGAGAAUGGUAUUGAAAAUAUAUUAUUAAAUGUAUUUAAAUUUAGUUAUAUGAUUGUAAACGAAUUCUAUUAUAUGUUUUAGAAUGGUAUUAAUUUGAUAAAAAAUGUUAAUAAUAUUAAAGAACAAUCACAUUUUGUGAUACUUUUUUGACAUCAUCAAAGUAAUAAUAUUAAUCAUAUGUUAUGAUUGCAUAAUACUAAAAAUGAUAUACACGAUCAUAUGUAUAUAUAAUCAUAUACGAUGAUUGCAUAACAUAUGAAUUUUUUGUUAAUGACGUGACCUAAAAAAUAGUUAAUGUCCUACAAAAUAAUUAUAUAUGUUGUUAAUAAUUAUUAGAUUAAUAGGUUUAAUGUAUUUUUUAUAAAUCAGUUGGUAUAUUUAAUUAUAUAUAAUUUAUUGGUUUUGAAUACAGAUUUUUGAAUUUAGCAUAUAUUAACAGUAAACAAUUUUGAGAUUCUCCUUAAAAAUAGUAUAUUGUUGAUUUUACUAAGAUAUUAAUAAGAUAUAUUUGUGAUAUUAUAUAUUAUAGAACUAAAUGAUAGAAUAAUUAAAUGUGAUGAUUUUUUUAUGAGAUGGUCCAAAAUGAAAUAUCACACAUGAAAUAAGUCAUGACUUCUGUUUUAAUAUAUAAGAUUAAAUCGAGAUACAUCAAAUCAUAGAUUCAUAGAAUAUGAUAAUUGUUACCUGGUAUAACAAAUUAGAUCGUUUAAGUAUAUUUUAAAAUGAUUUUUUCAGUUAUUUCUUCAACUUGCUAGUAUCAUUUUGGAUAUCCGUCAGCCACGAUAAAAGUUUAACACUUUAAAUAUAGAAAAAAGAGCCACGAUAAAGGUUCAACAUGCCAACAAUUUGAUAUUACGUAACUAAAGUGUAUAAAAUAGUACGACAAAGAAAAAAAAAUAGUACGACAAACUAAAACCUAAUUUUAUAACUAAUUUUCACGAUUAAAGAAAGAAACUAAAAUAUAGAUACGACAAAAACAAAAGGGUAAUGGUGUCUGGCGAUUAUCCGCUAAUUAAGACCUAAACGACUAAACCUGUGACACUCUGCACUUUUCGUCGACUGCAACAGUUAUAUAAUUAUACGUAGUGUACAUAUUUUAAUCUUAGUAUAAAUGGUACGUGCAUUUAAAAUUUAAUAAUUCUAUCGUGACGAUGUAUACAUUCAUAUAUAUGUAUACAUAUAUGUAUAUUAAGAUAUCUAUAUGCGGUCGCUGGUAUUGUGCGAUCUAUAUAUGUACAACAGGAAAAAGUGAUUAUGUUUUAAUUGACAUUUAUUUUAUCUACGACUUUCACAUUUUAUAUGUAUACAAUUGACUAAUUGGAUGUGAGUGCGACAUGCGUACACGAGGAAAUACAACUCAAAAUCGAUUGCGCAACUUCUCAUGCUACCUAGAGCCUCAUCUCUCUCUAGUAUUUUCGUAAGACUAUAUCGAAAACUAAAUAACUGCAUUAUAUCUAAGUACCUAUUGAUCCAUCAAAACUUUAAAAACAAAACUAACAAAAUAAUUUAAUUUAAAUAAAAAUAAUUUAUAAUCCUGGAUAAAAAUGUAUCAACUAAAAGGUGGCAAGUGUUUUCUUCAAAAAAAAUGACAAGUGUUUACAGAAAUUCUAGUGAGUCUUUUUUAUAAAUAAGUUAUCAUUUACCAUUAUUUUCUUAUUAUUUAUUAUUUUGGUUUUUAAAUGCAAGAUUUUUUUUUUGUGAGAACAUUUCAAUGAAAGUGUUUUAACUAAUUUAAAAUAGAAAAAAAUCAAUAUGACCUGUACAUGAAAUGUGUGGUUGAUAAAAUGGUGUAGAUUUUUUAAACCUUAAUUUUAAUUUUUUGUUUUAUAAAAAUAUUUUAUUUUUAUUUUAAAUACGCACUUAAAGAUUUUGAGUGAUGUGGAUGUUAUUGUCGUUAGAUUUUCACAUUAAACAUGUGGAAGAAGACCUCGAUAUCGAUAUGUAUAUAUAGUUCUUUACACAUCAAGAUACACAACAGUAAACUGUAUAACUAACUUGAGAGAUCAAGCAUAAUUAACGGAUGUAAUUUUGUUUUGAAGAUUCAAACAUAUGAUGGGACCAACUUUAUUUGAACAUUGAAUAAACUAUACACGAGUAGAAAAUCAUUAAGUUUAUUUUCGUUGAACAAAAAAACUUAAACUAAUCAGAAACGAACAAGGUGAGUACCUUCCAUAAAUCAGUAGUAGUAUAUAAACCCAAAGUUCAGUCCAUUUAUGUCGACCAAAACAAAUCACCAAAAAAGAAUCUUAUCAUUGUCUCGAUAUACAUUAUAUGCAAAUAUCUCGACAACCUUACGAAACAAAACCUUGGCAGAAUCGUAUCUGUCCAAAGGAAACUAUGGUGAAGAUUCAUCCCGACCAUACGACCUCCGGGGCCGGAGACAUAACAAGUUCGCCGUACUUGACAACGGAGAAAGAGAGUUUCACGAUUUGGAUGAAGUCGUUGGUGUUUAAUACAAAUGGCUGCACCGUCUUCGAUUGUAAAGGAAACAUAAUAUAUCGUGUCGAUAAUUAUAACUCUAAGAGCUGCCGUGAAGUUUAUCUCAUGGAUUUACAUGGUCAUGUCUUGUUUACCUUACGUAGCCAGAAAUUUGGAUUAUUCAAGACUUGGGAAGGAUAUAGAUCACCAUCGGGGACAUCUGAUUCAACAACAAACUCAGAAUAUUUUCGAGUGAAAAGUAAUAUUUUUCAGGUUCCGAGUAAAGAUUCAUAUUCUUCUUAUAGAGUUCUAACGGGAUCGUGUAGAAAGAAUGAACAAUAUCAUUAUAAGAUAGUAACUCGGGGAUCAAGUUUAGGAAUCGAGGACAUUUGUGGAAGAGUUGUGGCAGAAGUGAAGAGAAAACAAUCGAGGAAAGGUUUGGAGUUUGGAGACGAUGUUUUGACGAUGGUGGUGGAGUCACAAGUUGAUCACUCUUUCAUCAUUGGACUUGUUAUAACUCAUAGGCUUAUCAAUCGUAAACUGUAAUAAAGGUGGUAAAAUUUUUGAUUAAAUAGUUGAUAACUAAUUGCUGAGUUUUUUUAACUUCCACAUAUUUUAUAUCGAUGUUGCUAAUGAAAGUACAACUGAUGUAUGUUACUUGUAAGAUUGAAGGUUCGGUUAAGUGAGCGUAAGCUUUUUCAUUGAAAUGUUUGUGUUACGUUGGUGAUGAAGAAUCAGUUAUAUUGGAAGAUUAAACCACAUCGAAAUUGACAAUUGGGUUAUAUGCCGUUUUGGUUAAACGGCCGGUUAAAUAUUACUCAAUAGUUUACGGUUAUUGAAAACCGGUUAUCAGUUGUAACUAUCCUUACCUAAUAUCAAAGCAAGGCUCGUAUAUUGUACACUAAGGAGGUUAGUGUCUUGCCUUGCCAGGCCCCAGGGACGUUGCCCCACCGGUGAACCCUGGGUCAUCAAAUAAACUAUGUAUUGAUAGGUUUGGUCAAUACGACCGGACUUGUUCAAGUUGGGCUAACUUGCACAAGUCACAAUCGAAACGAAUGGAACGCGACAGAGCACAUGCGUAUGAACUAUGGGCCUAGUUGACAAAGCCCAUUAGGUCAAGUUCUGAUUAUAUCAGAUGGAGAGAUCACGACAGAUGAUCUAACACAAGGCAUACACAAGUACAACACCGAGGAGAGGCGCAGAAGAGUAGGAGCUCGAGAGAGCUCGAGACCAGGGUUUGGGUCUGAAGAGAGAAAGCUAGAGAGAACCAGGUUCUUGGUAGGGGUUAGCUAGGCUCUUCCAUAUAUACUUGUAUAUCUGGGUGAUUUGUAACAGAGAUCAAGAGAGGUUGAUAUGAACUGUAGCCUCUGGAUAUUGUACUCUCGUGUUUGAUAUAAUGGAAGGUUGAGAGACCGAUUUUUCUCUCCGGUGAGUAUAGCUCUUUCUUCAUAUCGAGGAACGGAGGUGAACACCGGAUUAACAAAAGUGUCUUGUGUUCCUUCUUUUCUUGCUUGAUUCGUAUUCCGCGUACUUGAUUGGUUGACUAGAUUUGCGAUAAGAACUACUGUAAGCAUUAAGGGAACAGACAAAUCCUGAACAAGUGGAAUAAGAGCUUUUAGAUUCCCCAAUAAGUUUCUUGGUUUUUACCUAACAGUUUGAGAGUUGAAAGAUGAAUACAAUUAUAAUAAUUCCAUGGGAUCGAUUUAGAAAAUAAUUAGGUUAUGGUAUAUAUGCUAAAAAUAUUAAGGUGCCGACAAAAUUCCUAAACUAGUAUAAAGCAAAUUAGAGUAUGAUUAGUUAAGUACCAGCAAAGUACCAAUUACAGCAUAAAACUUUCUCAGUGAUAUUUAAUUCCCUUCCUAAUAGAAGAGCACCGUUAAUCUUCGUUGAACACUAAACGCAGCACCAUAUCGAAACACAUCUAUGUAGCUCAGUUCAGCUAUUGGUUUAACUAGCUGAACAAUUCUGGGAAUAUCUUGUAGAGUAGCACCAAUCCUUGCAAAUUCUGCAUUAGGAUAAUUAGGAUUAGGGUAUUGAGAAAAAGUUAUUCUUCCAUUCUAAAAAAAAGAAACAAGACGUAAUUUCUUGCUUUCUCUCUCUUCAAAAACUUUUUCUCUCCAUCGUCUCUCCUUUCUUCUACCGCCGCCUAAGGCUUCAAGCCUCCUCCUUCGUUUUCCGGCGGUCGCCACCGCUCUAAGCGACCGCGGGGCUCCGGCUCUGUGUUCUCGUGUCUAUGGUCUCCUCCUCUGUCUCUCUUUCUUUGGUGUUGGGGUGGUUUCAUCGUAGGUCUUGAGCCAAUCUCAGAUCCGGUGACCCCAUUGGAUCUCGGUUCGCGUUCUGGAUGGUGGCGUCGCUAGAGGAUGGUGACUGCUCUACCUUCGCCUCGCUUCUUGUUCCGAUGGUGUCUCUAACUGGCUCUGAUUUUCCUUGCCUCCGAUGGUUCCUCAAGAGUGAUGGAGUGUGUGGUGUCAAGAAGCCUCGUCGCAGCUUGUCAGCUCCUCUGGAUGGUGGCACUCCGGUGGUGCUAAGGUUCGACGGUGGUUUGGUCGGAUGAUUUCGCGGAUCUGAAUACCUUUGCUUUCUUCUGCUGGGGAUCUCUGGUGGAGGCGUGAGAGUUUCAAUGGUGGUGAGCUUCGGCUUGUUUUUCAAUGUUCUCUGGUGACACACGCUUAGGAGGUGGGGGCGCGUGGCAGCGGCGCGUGUGCGGUGACAGUGCAAGUGGCAGUGUGUCGUGACGGUGCGUGGGAGGCAACUUCUGUGUCUCGUCGGCUACGGUUCUGUUCAUGCCCCUCCAUUUAGUAUUCUCGUCAGUGAGGCCCCGCUCCUAGCUCUUUUCCCUUAAUAAAGUUAGUGGCGUUGGUAUUGCCUUCCUAUGGUGGUGUUGGUUGUGUUCUUGAUUUCGUACGGCAGUUGGGUUCUCGAUCCGCCUUUUCGCUUGCAGGUUUGUCUCUGGAGGGUUGGUAGCUGAUGUGCCCCAGUCCAUGGACCAGACUGAUCAGAACGCU
Molecule: messenger RNA, 6701 nt
Organism: Brassica napus (rape)
Lineage: Eukaryota; Viridiplantae; Streptophyta; Magnoliopsida; Brassicales; Brassicaceae
Product: protein LURP-one-related 11-like
Exons: 2
Coding region: 3550-4242 (230 amino acids)
Source: RefSeq, a predicted model, not a curated record